ACAAUAGAAACAAUUAACUCCCACACUAAAAUGAAGCUCCCAAUUGGGUUGAGUGUCACAAUUCCCCUACUCCUUGUUGCAACCAUUGCUUUCUUCACACUCUCUCCACCAUGCCUCUCCUCCUCCUCCUGCUCCGUUCUCUCCUCCUCCGUCGCUGCCUCCCCCUCCACCUGGAAACUCUCCCUCUUCCGACUACACCCUCCCCACCGUUCCGCUGCAGCUCUGCUGACUGCAGUCGCCGUGACAAAACAACAACAACAAGACCUCUCAGUCAAAGAAAACUCUUUUUCAGUCAACAAAACUCCAAUACCUUUAAUCAAACCAACCGCGACCAAACUGGACCGAAUGGAAUCGAACCUCGCCCGAGCCAGAACCGCCAUCCGGGAAGCCUCCCGCCUCCGCCGGCGAACCCCACCUGACACCAACCUAACCUCCUCCUCCUCCGACGAAUACAUUCCACGUGGCGCCAUCUACCGGAACGCCGACGCCUUCCGGGCGAGCUACUCGGAGAUGGAGAGGCUGUUCAGGGUGUACGUGUACAAGGAAGGGGAGCCGCCCAUUUUCCACGACGGACCUUGCCGGAGUAUCUACUCGUCGGAGGGGAGGUUUAUUCACGAGAUGGAGAAGGGGAAAGGGAAGAAUAUGUACGUGACGGAAGAUCCCGACGAGGCGAUGGUGUAUUUCUUGCCGUUUAGUGUGGUGAGGAUGGUUCAGUAUUUGUACGAGCCUGGUGCUCGCGAGACCGACGGGAUUGGACGUGCCGUUUUGGACUAUAUCGGCGUCGUUUCGGGGAAGUACCCGUUUUGGAACCGGAGCCUCGGCGCCGAUCACUUCAUGCUCUCUUGCCAUGAUUGGGGUCCUCGAGCGACGACUUACCACCCACACCUCUACAACAACUCCAUCAGGGUCCUCUGCAACGCCAACACGUCGGAAGGUUUUAAUCCGGCGAAAGACGCUUCCUUCCCCGAAAUCCACCUCCGAACCGGAGAGAUCACCGGCCUGAUCGGUGGGCCGCCACCUUCCAGCCGCUCCAUCCUCGCCUUCUUCGCCGGCCGCCUCCACGGCCACAUAAGAAAAAUCGUCCUCGACACAUGGAAAGACCGAGACCAAGACGUCCAAGUCUUCGACAACCUCCCUCCAGGCGUCUCCUACGAGUCCAAGCUCCGAAACAGCAGGUUCUGCCUGUGUCCCAGCGGGUACGAGGUUGCGAGCCCGAGGGUCGUCGAGGCGAUCUACGCGGAAUGCGUCCCCGUGCUCAUCUCCGACAGCUACAUGCCGCCGUUCAGCGACGUGCUGAACUGGAGCGCGUUUUCGGUCACCAUCGGAGUGGAGGAUAUCGGGAGGAUAAAAGAAAUACUGACGGAAAUUCCCGACGAACAAUACCUGAAGAUGCACAGGAGGGUGAAGCAGGUGCAGAGGCAUUUCGUGGCGAAUGGACCGCCCAAGAGAUUCGACGUUUUUCACAUGACGGUACACUCGAUCUGGCUCAGGCGCCUCAACGUUCGGAUCCAAAAUUCGAGUCUUUAAGCUUUUGCACGGACAACAUUAUCUGUGAUGGGGGGAAAACUGUAAAGUGUUCGUUCUUGUUUUUGUAGGCCUGCCAAAUUUGGAAAUGGAUUUUUGAUUUCCCUUUGCUCCAUCGAAUGGCGGAAUGGAAUUUCUUAUGUUGGGAGGCAGAGAGGAAAGAAUUAGAAGCAGGCCAAGCAGCCUAGUGUGACAAUGGGCCGUUGCUCCUUUGAGGCCCAAACGCGAAGCAUUCGAGCCUUAUUAUUGCGGGCUGGGUGCAUGACUGACGAAUUGGGCUGGAAAGAAAGUAUAUCAGCCACGAGAAAAGGGUUAUUUAAGGGCUCGUUUGGUAUGCACGAAAACCACCAUUAAUUAAGCUAUAAAAAAAGACCCGCCAAGACCAAGACAUGUCAUAUAAUAUGGCCGUCGAAACACCUAAUAAUCCUGGUUUUACGUUACCGUGUUUCACUUGAUAAUAUAAACAAUAAAUAGCA
This is a messenger RNA of Linum trigynum, 2000 nucleotides long. The record is from the annotation of a GenBank genome assembly. Lineage: Eukaryota; Viridiplantae; Streptophyta; Magnoliopsida; Malpighiales; Linaceae.